This is a messenger RNA of Oikopleura dioica, 5154 nucleotides long. The record is from the annotation of a GenBank genome assembly. Lineage: Eukaryota; Metazoa; Chordata; Appendicularia; Copelata; Oikopleuridae.
AUGAAAAGACAUGGCCAAGAGAAAGAAAAGUCGAGCUGUUUCAACUUUUGCUUUGGAGUAAAAGAGCCCAUCUCCCGAAUCUCGAUAAAAGUCAAAGCAAAAGUUAAAGGAGCCAGCAGGAGAGUCACUUCUUUUCGACAUAAAAGACAGAGAGUUAACUCUAUCAGUGAAAAACCCGACUUAGAAUUAGCAUCAGUUCGAUCAGGCUAUGAGUUGUACCAGCAGGGCGACGCAGUUCGACAGGCGAAAGCAGUCAAAUACCUCAAGCAGCAAAAGCCCAAGCUUUUCGAAGAAAAGGAGAACAACGAGCCAAGCGAUCUACACGAAAAAUCUCCUCCACUGGGUGCAUUUAAACUCAAGUCGCACGGCUGCCACUUCAGUUCUGCAAGCACCAGACAACUCUUAGUCAUGGCGCUUUGGGAUCCCGAGGCUGCCGGCAAUGCCGCCGUUUAUCUUCGACUCGACAACAUGAAGUUGAUCGAUAUCCGAAACGCUCCAUUCGAGGGUAAAACCGCCGUUUGGGUCCCUUAUUCCGAAACCGGUUACACUAAGGGUAAAAAGCUUGGCGAAAAGGACGGCAAGAUCGAGGUUGAGCGACUUGUCGAUGGAAAAGUCAAGCAGUACAAGCCCGAUCAGGUUGAGCCCCAGAACCCUCCAAAGUACGAACUUUUGGAGGAUAUGGCUAACAUGACAUACCUGUCUGAGGCUUCUGUUGUCCAUAACUUGAACAGCCGAUACACUCUCUUCCUUAUCUACACCUACUCCGGUCUUUUCUGUGUCACCGUCAACCCCUACAAGUGGCUCCCCGUGUACGAUAACCACGUCGUCCUCUGCUACUACAACAAGCGUCGAACUGAAAUGCCUCCCCACGUUUAUUCUGUCGCUGAUAAUGCGUACCAAGAUAUGCUUCGAAACUCCGAGAACCAGUCUAUGCUUAUUACUGGUGAGUCCGGAGCUGGUAAAACCGUCAACACGAAGCGAGUCAUCCAGUUCUUUGCUGUCGUCUGUGCUCUCGGCGACAAGACUUCUUCUAAGAAGGAUGAUGCUCCCUCUCUCAAGGGUGGCGGAACCCUUGAAGAUCAGAUCGUCGCUGCUAAUCCUGCUAUGGAGGCCUUCGUCGCAUACAACGUUAUUGAUUGGCUCUUGAAGAACAAGGAUCCUCUCAACGGCUCCCUUGUCACCCUUUUCAAGAACGCGUCCGUUCCUGUCUUCAAGAAGAUUUGGGAAACCUACGUUUCUGCUGAUGACGCGCCAAAAGGUGGCGGAAAGAAGGGCGGUAAACGACAGAAGGGUGGUUCCUUCCAGACUGUCUCUGCCCUUCACAGAGAGUCCCUUCUCCGAUUGAUGACCAAUCUCCACGCCACUCAGCCUCAUUUCGUCAGAUGUAUCAUUCCUAAUGAACAGAAACGACCCGGUUACAUGGAUAACAACCUUGUCCUCCAUCAGCUUCGAUGUAACGGUGUCUUGGAAGGUAUUCGUAUUUGUCGAAAGGGUUUCCCAUCUCGAGUCGAGUACGGCGACUGGAAGCAGAGAUACGCUAUCCUCAACCCCAAUGCUGUUCCAAAAUCUGGCUUUAUUGACCCCAAAAAGGCUUGUGAAAAGAUUCUUGCCACUCUUCCAUUCGAUUCCGCUGUCUACCGAUUCGGUCACACCAAGCUUUUCUUCAAGGCUGGUAUUAUUGGUGCUUUGGAAGAUCUUCGAGAUGACAAGAUUGCUGAAAUUCUCACCAAGCUCCAGACUCGAAUGCGAUUCAAUCUUUCUCGAGCUGCUUUCUUGAAAACUAUCAAGGAACGAGAUGGCGCUGUUGUCAUCCAGUCCAACUGGAGAGCAUACAUCACCUUGAAGGAUUGGGAAUGGCAGAAGCUCCUUUUCAAGAUCCGACCACUCCUCAACACUGCUGAAAAGAAGGCUGAGUUCGACGAACUCCUCAAGGAAUACGAAGAGAUGAAGAAGGAACUCGAAGUUGAGACCAAGCGACGAAAGCAACUUGAACAAGAGUACUCCAAGUUUAUCCAGCUCAAGAACAAACUCAUCUCCGAGUUUGCCGGUGAAACUGACGCUCUCCAGGAUGCUGAGGACCGAGCUGAGUCUCUUAUGAAGUCCAAGAUCGAUCUCGAUGGAAAGAUCAAGGAACUCAACGAGCGACUUGAAGACGAAGAGGAAAUCAAUGUCGACCUUCAGAACAAGCGACGAAAGCUUGAGACUGAGUGCAAGGAACUCCGAAAGGACAUUGAUGACCUUGAAGGAACACUUUCUAAGGUCGAAAAGGAGAAAUCCACCGUCGAAGCUGAUGUUCGAGCGAAAACCGAUGAGCUCUCUGCUCUUGAAGAUACCAUCGCCAAGCUUCAGAAGGAAAAGAAGGCCCUCCAAGAAGCUCACCAGCAGGCUCUUGAUGAUCUUCAGGCUGAAGAAGAUAAGGUUAACUCCCUCUCCAAGGCCAAGAAUAAGCUCGAACAACAAGUUGAUGACCUCGAACAGUCUGUUGAGACUGAGAAGCGAUCUCGACUGGAUCUUGAACGACUGAAGCGAAAGCUUGAAGGUGAUCUCCGACUCGCCCAAGAAACCAUCAUGGAUCUUGAAAACGAUAAGCAACGACUUGAAGAGAAACUCAAGAAGGCUGAAUUCGAGUACAACCAGCUCUCCACUCGAUAUGAGGACGAGCAGGCUCUUGUCGCUCAACUUCAGAAGAAGAUCAAAGAGCUCAUGGCCCGAAUCGAAGAACUCGAGGAAGAACUCGAAGCCGAGCGAGCUGCCAAGGCCAAGUCCGAGAAGUCUCGAUCCGAUCUUUCUCGAGAACUUGAAGAGCUUUCCGAGCGACUUGAAGAAGCCAACGCCCAGACUCAGGCUCAAAUUGAGAUCAACAAGCGACGAGAAGCUGAGCUUGCCAAGCUUCAGCGAGAUCUUGAAGAGCACAACAUCGCUCACGAAUCAACCCUCUCUGGUCUCCGAAAGAAGCACGCCGACUCUUCGUCUGAGCUCACUGAAACCAUCGACAACCUUCAGCGAGUCAAGACUAAGCUCGAAAAGGAGAAGUCUGAGCUCAAGAUGGAAGCCGACGAUCUUGUCUCCAAUGUUGAGUCCCUUACCAAAUCUAAGACUACAUACGAAAAAUCUUGCCGACACCUUGAAGAUCAGUACGCUGAGCUCAAGAUGAAAUUCGAAGAGCAGGAGAAAGCACUAUCUGAUUCUGCUGCUAAUAAGGCUCGACUUUCAACUGAGAUGAACGAGCUUCGACGAACCUUAGAAGAAAAAGAGCAGAUAAACAAUCAGCUCACUCGACAGAAGAACUCUGUUUCUCAGGCUAACGAUGAGCUCCGACGAUCCCUUGAUGAAGAAGUCAAGGGCAAGAACGCCCUCGUCCACCAGGUCCAGGCUGCCAAGCACGAUCACGAACUCCUUCGAGAACAGUAUGAUGAAGAAGUUGAAGCCAAGAACGAACUUCAGCGACAGCUCUCCAAGUCUAACUCUGAGUCUUCUCAGUGGCGAACCAAGUAUGAGACCGAUGCCAUUCAGCGAACUGAAGAACUUGAGGAUGCUAAGAAAAAGCUUUCUGGUCGACUUGGGGAAGCCGAAGAAUCAGUUGAAGCCGCUCUUGCUAAGUGCUCUUCUCUUGAAAAAUCCAAGGGUCGACUUCAGUCUGAGAUCGAAGAUUUGACUGUUGAACUUGAGCGAGCUAAUGCCGCUGCUUCGGCUCUCGAGAAGAAACAGCGAUCAUUCGACAAGAUUCUUGAGGAAAACAAGGCGAAACAGGACGAAAUCAACGCGGAGCUUGAGAAGGCCCAGAAGGAAUCCCGAGAGGCUUCCAACGAAGUCUUCAAGAUGCGAAACGCCUACGAGGAAGCUGUUGACUCUCUUGAGUCUGCUAAGCGAGAGAACAAACAGGUCCAGGAAGAAAUUGCUGAUCUUACUGAUCAGGUCGCUGAGGGAGCCAAAUCCAUCUCUGAACUUGAAAAGGCCAAACGAACAAUUGAAGUCGAACGAAACGAGCUUGCCGCUUCUCUUGAAGAAACCGAAGCUGCUGUCGAAUCUGAAGAAGCUAAAACUCUCCGAAUCACCGUUGAACUCCAGCAAAUCAAGAGUGAAUCCGACCGACGACUCCAGGAGAAGGACGAAGAAAUGGACAACAACCGACGAAAUGCUAGCCGAACUGUUGAGGCCAUCCAGUCUCAGCUUGACUCUGAAAUCCGAUCCCGAUCUGAAGCCGUCCGAAUCAAGAAGAAGCUUGAGGGAGAUAUCUCUGACAUUGAGAUUCAGCUGGCUCAUGCCAACCGACAGCUCAACGAUGCCCAGCGACAGAACAAGGACAUCAUGGGCCAGAUCAAGGAUGCCCAGAUGGCCCUUGACGAGUCCGAACGAAUCUUCGACGAAGUUAAGGAACAAUCCGCUGUUACCGACCGACGAGUUAACCUUCUCCAGGCUGAAAUUGACGAACUCCGAUCCGCUGUUGAGCAGGCCGAGAAAGGCCGAAAGGCUGCCGAACAGGAACUCAUGGAAGCCAACGAACGAGCCAACCUUCUCCAUACCCAGAACACCGCCCUCGCCAACCAGAAGCGAAAACUCGAGCAGGAACUCAUCGCUGUCGCUAAUGAAGUCGAAGAAGCCAUCCAGGAGGCCAAGAACGCUGAGGACAAGGCCAAAAAGUCCAUCCUCGAUGCUUCCAUCAUGGCUGAAGAUCUCAAGAAGGAACAGGAUGCCUCUGCGCAUCUUGAGCGCAUGAAGAAGAACCAGGAAGUCCAGCUCAAGGAACUCCAGGCUCGAUUGGACGACGCUGAACAGGUUGCCCUCAAGGGCGGCAAGAAGCACGUCCAGAAGCUCGAAGGCCGACUUCGAGAACUCGAAUCUGAGCUCGAUAACGAGCGACGACGCGGUGUUGACUCCCAGAAGGCUGUCCGAAAGAUGGAGCGCAAGGUCAAGGAAACCGUCUACGCCGGUGAAGAAGACAAGAAGAACCUUGGCCGACUCCAGGACCAGGCUGACAAGCUCCAGCUCAAGGUCAAGCAGUUCAAGCGAAUGGCUGAGGAACAGGAGGAAGCUGCUACCCAGAACAUGUCUCGAUACCGAAAGCUCCAGCACGAGCUCGAUGAGGCUGAAGAGCGAGCUGACAUGGCUGAAUCUACUCUUUCCAAGAUGCGAUCCAAGUCCAGCGCUUUUUAA